Messenger RNA from Ipomoea nil (Japanese morning glory), 1971 nucleotides. Its product is annotated as digalactosyldiacylglycerol synthase 2, chloroplastic. The transcript is spliced from 6 exons. The record is from RefSeq and is a predicted model, not a curated record. Gene Ontology annotation, cellular component: chloroplast outer membrane. Gene Ontology annotation, molecular function: digalactosyldiacylglycerol synthase activity. Bases 285 to 1676 code for a protein of 463 amino acids. Lineage: Eukaryota; Viridiplantae; Streptophyta; Magnoliopsida; Solanales; Convolvulaceae. Gene Ontology annotation, biological process: galactolipid biosynthetic process.
CUGUUAGUUACAAACGAACUCAUACGCGCUCCGCGCGUGCCUUCUUUCCUGUACAAUACCACAGACAGAUUGCCAAAUUCCACUUUCAAGAUUCGCAUAUUUGCCUCUCCGACACCCUCGUUUCUCGCGCUCGAAACUCCCCGCCUGAAAAAGUUUCGACCAGUCUUCGUUUGUUUGCCCACAAAAUUCAUGCAAUAGCUUUGGAUUUUGUGGCUGCAGGAAGUGUGUUUUUUUGGAUCUGAGUGGUAGGGUAGAAAGCGUGUACCUAUUUGGUUUGAUGGUAAAUGGAAAGGAAACAACAUAUUGCAAUAUUUACUACUGCAAGCAUUCCGUGGUUGACUGGAACUGCUGUCAACCCUCUGUUUCGCGCUGUCUAUCUUGCCAAAGAUGGGACGAGGAAGGUCACUUUGGUGGUCCCUUGGCUGUCUUUGAAUGAUCAAGAACACUUGUUCCCCAACAAUAUCACGUUUAAUACACCUUCUGAGCAAGAACAAUAUGUCCUUCGAUGGGUUGAAGAGAGGACUGGGUUCACAUCAAAUUUUAGUGUGCGUUUUUAUCCAGGAAAGUUCUCUAUAGAGAAAAGGAGCAUUCUUGGUUCGGGGGACAUUACAAUUGUAAUUCCAGACGAAGAGGCAGAUAUUGCUGUCCUUGAGGAGCCCGAGCAUCUUACAUGGUAUCAUCAUGGAAAGAGAUGGAAAUCAAAAUUUCGCCUGGUAGUAGGAAUCGUUCACACCAAUUACCCAGAAUAUGUUAAGAGAGAACGGAAUGUAUUGGAAGCUUUGCUCCUGAAAUACGUAAAUACUUGGGUUGUCGACAUAUAUUGCCACAGGGUUAUCAGGUUGUCUGCGGCUACACAGGAGCUUCCGAGAUCAGUUAUCUGCAAUGUCCAUGGAGUGAACCCGAAGUUUCUUGACAUUGGCGUGAAAAAGAAGGAGGAGCAGCAGAAUGGUAAUCAAGCCUUCACCAAAGGCGCCUACUACAUUGGAAAGAUGUUGUGGAGCAAAGGCUACAAGGAACUACUAAAACUUCUACGCAACCAUCAAAAGGAACUUGCUGGACUUGAAAUCGAUUUAUAUGGCAGCGGUGAGGAUUCUGCUCAAAUUCAGGAAGCUGCCAAGAAGUUGGAAUUAACAAUUAAGGUUCAUCCUGGACGGGAUCAUGCUGAUCCUAUAUUCCACGACUAUAAAGUGCUCCUGAAUCCAAGCACAACAGACGUCGUAUGUACAACCACAGCAGAAGCAUUAGCGAUGGGCAAAAUCGUAGUAUGUGCCAAUCAUCCCUCGAACGAAUUCUUUAUGCAGUUCCCAAACUGCCGCACAUACGAUGAUGGCAACGGUUUUGUUAAAGCUACCCGGGAGGCACUGUCCGAGCAACCUGCUCCCCUGAGCGAUGAGCAAAGGCACGAGCUUUCGUGGGAGGCAGCAACCGAGAGGUUUUUGAAAGCAGCCGAGCUGGAGAACAUUCCAAAGCGGAAACUGUCAAUGAAGAAGAGCUCAAAGCCUACUCUCUCCACAUCCAUUAGCCUAAAAGACAUUAAUCUUGAAGAUGCAUCUGCAUUCAUACACAAUGUGGGAACUGGGUUUCUGAAUUCGCCACCAAACGAAGAGCAAUGUAAAGAGCUCGGCCUCGCUUUACCUUCCAAGAAAAAGGGAUCUUCUUCUAGUAAACGGAUAUGAGAAUCAUGGUCAAGUCACACUAACACAAUCUUCAAAUGAAUUGGACCUAACGUCAAGGCGGGGAGGGGGCAUGCAGUGUUAAUGUUUAUUGCCAUCUUUUCAUUUCUAUGGUAACUGAUAACCAGGGAUUACUUUUGUUGUUCAUCUCAUGAAUAAAUCUCAAAUUGGGGGGACCAGGCAAGAAUGGUGAAGUGUUAAUGUUGUGCAGUCAAUGUUACAUACAUGUAUUGUAUAUUAUGCGAUUUUCGCGUGUGUAUACAGUAUAUAUAUAUACACACUAUUAAGGCUAUUUUUC